Messenger RNA from Temnothorax curvispinosus, 1444 nucleotides. RefSeq names its product nucleoredoxin-like. Lineage: Eukaryota; Metazoa; Arthropoda; Insecta; Hymenoptera; Formicidae. The record is from RefSeq and is a predicted model, not a curated record. Bases 1 to 1050 code for a protein of 349 amino acids. The transcript has 7 exons.
AUGUCUUCGAAGCUUAAGUGGACCAGACUGACUCGAAGGUAUCGGAUAAAGGCGGGCGUGCCGACGUUGAUUUUACUGGAGGCGUCCAACGGAUCGGUUGUGACAAGAGGAGGUGUCGAGCGAACUAUCGCCGAUCCCACCGGCGCGGAAUUCCCUUGGAGACCUCCGCAUCCGAAAGCUGCCCUCGAGGAUGGACCUCUCCUACCGUGCGGCGCUCGCGACAGCAACGAGCCUAUGUUGCACGAGGAGCUCCGCCACUGCUUCAAAGGGGUUUACUUCAGUGCACAUUGGUGUCCGCCUUGUAAAGCAUUCACCCCGCAACUCGUGGAUACGUAUCAACGAAUCCGGGAAAGAGGCCACGAUUUUGAAGUAAUUUUCGUGAGCUCGGACAGGAGCGAGGACUCUUACAAUGCGUACACCGAAACAAUGCCUUGGUUGAGGAUACCUUUUAAUCAAGAAGAAAGACGUCGAAAAUUGGCGAGAGCUUUCGACGUACAGGCAAUACCUACUUUAGUCAUUCUGGAUCCUCGCGACAAUAUAAUCACUCUAGAUGGACGCGCUGAAUUGAUCGAAGAUCCAGAGGGACUGAAUUUUCCCUGGAGCUUUAGACUGGUGAAUAUCCUAACAGAAAAGUAUGCUACAUCAUUACAUGAUGCUCCAGCCAUUAUCUUGUUUGUCGAGGGAGACGAUUGUGAAAUUCAAUUUGGAGAAAGUGUACUAUUGCCAGCUGCACAAAUAUAUAGAAGGGAUCAACCUGAUUAUGAUCCAAAUUAUGAUGAUCCUGAUGAUGAUUCUUUGCAGUUUUACAUAGCUUUAGACUGUGAAACAUCGGACAUUCUUCGCGAAUUCAUUGGUUUGGAUGAUGCAGUACCUCUUUUAACUGCUAUCGACAUUCCGCGAGGGAUAUAUGUUGUAAUGGAGUACGGUGCUGAGAUUACUGUGGACUCUGUGCAACAGUUCGUCGAUGGAUUUCUCAAUAACAAACUGCCGAUAAAUAAAAUAGCGGCAGUGCAUAAAACAUCAAAAACUACCGAACGUAUGCCGGCCUAAAAUCAUACAAAAAGUUAAUUAAAUACAAAAUUUGUACUUGUCAAAUUUUAUAACGGUUGUUCAGACAAAAAAGUCCCUCUUUUUCUCUUCUUCUUUUCCUCUCCUGUCUCUGUGAUAUCGUCGUUCUUUAUAUAGAGAGAUUCGCGUGUAAGUUGUACUUGUUCUUACGUAAUUCAUCGCGAAUGUAACAAAAAAAUCUGUAUUAUACCACAGUCAAAACUAAAUUGAUCAAAUUGUAUUUUUUAGUGUACGUACGUACGUAAGACGCACACGAAUACGUUAAUAUAUUAUAAAUUACUAAAUAAAUACCAGGUAAGCGCACUGGAGGUUCUUGUGUUUGUAAAAUAGCCUAUUCAUUGUUAUGUAGCUUAUAUACGAGCUGCAUUGUACUUAC